AUGACCGACGCUCGAAAUCCUCCGAGUUAUCGGAACGUCCAUUAUAAAGUUGACACCGAGUACACGGUCCAGGUAGCCAAGAACUUGCUGACGCCGCUCGGUGUCUGGCCGUUGCACAGAGGCGAUUUGUUCCUGGACAACGUGAAAUCGUUCGUUCACAUCGGAACGAUCUUCAGCCUGAUGUGUUUCCUGCUAAUACCCCAUAUAAUUUACACCUACCACGACGUUGAAGACCUGACUCGGUACAUGAAGGUGAUCGCCGCUCAGGUGUUCAGCUUCUUGGCGAUCGCCAAGUUCUGGACGAUGGUCAUCAACAAGAAGGACAUCAGAUUCUGCCUGACAGAGAUGGAGGCGCAUUAUAGGGACGUCGAGUGCGAGGAGGACCGGCUGGUAAUGAAGAAUUCCGCGAAAGUAGGAAGAUUCUUCACUACCCUCUAUCUGGGUCUGGCUUACGGAGGUGCCUUACCCUAUCACAUCAUUCUACCUUUAAUGUCCGAGAGAAUCGUGAAAGCUGAUAAUACGACCCAAAUACCGUUGCCUUACCUGAGCAACUAUAUUUUCUUCGUGAUCGAAGACUCGCCGAUCUACGAGAUCACUUUCGUCUCGCAGAUAGUGAUCAGCAGCAUCAUAUUGUCCACCAAUUGCGGGAUUUACAGCCUGAUCGCUACAAUCGCCAUGCAUUCUUGCGGGUUGUUUGUGGUUGUCGGCAGACAACUGGAUACGCUGCUUGAAUACAAACAGGAUAAAUUAUAUGACCGGCUGCGGAACAUCAUUCUACACCACCUGAAAGCGAUUGAAUUUGCUGAUACAAUCGAGAUGGCUUUGAGUACUGUGUUCCUCCUGGAAAUGGUCGGCUGCACCAUCAUCAUAUGUUUCCUCGAAUACGGCGUGAUUAUGGAAUGGGAAGACCACAAGAUACUCAGCAUGAUGACAUAUGUUGUGCUAAUGACAUCAAUAUUCGUGAACGUGUUCAUAAUAUGUUUCAUCGGCGACUGUCUCAAACAAGAGAGCGAGAAAGUGGGAGAAACAUCAUACCUCCUAUCGUGGUACGAUCUUCCCGAGGACAUAAUCAAGAGCUUAAAAAUGAUUAUCGUCCGAACAAGUCGACCAGCGAAUCUGUCUGCCUCAAAAUUGUUCGAGCUAUCGCUUCAAGCAUUUUGCGACGUUUGCAAAACCUCGGCGGCGUACCUGAACUUCCUCCGAACAAUGACGUCGUGA
This is a messenger RNA of Dufourea novaeangliae, 1218 nucleotides long. RefSeq names its product putative odorant receptor 92a. Lineage: Eukaryota; Metazoa; Arthropoda; Insecta; Hymenoptera; Halictidae. Gene Ontology annotation, molecular function: odorant binding; olfactory receptor activity. Gene Ontology annotation, biological process: detection of chemical stimulus involved in sensory perception of smell; sensory perception of smell. Gene Ontology annotation, cellular component: plasma membrane. The transcript has 5 exons. The record is from RefSeq and is a predicted model, not a curated record. Bases 1 to 1218 code for a protein of 405 amino acids.